Molecule: messenger RNA, 1608 nt
Organism: Plasmodium knowlesi strain H
Lineage: Eukaryota; Apicomplexa; Aconoidasida; Haemosporida; Plasmodiidae
Product: L-seryl-tRNA(Sec) kinase, putative
Exons: 6
Coding region: 1-1608 (535 amino acids)
Molecular function (GO): tRNA binding; kinase activity
Source: RefSeq, a predicted model, not a curated record
AUGAAAUGCGCCUUCCUGUUUUAUGGUAAGCCCUGCAGUGGGAAGGACACCUUCAUAAAUCUACUCCUAACGAAGAGGAGGCAAUUGGAGUUGUUUCUCUACCUCUUUAAUAAUUUGAUUCAUAAAAAUGAGUCCAACGUGCGCUUAAGGGAGAAAAUAUUUUUUAUCCAACUGAUUAAAUAUUACUAUCGGAUUGAAAAGCGGAGGAGGAAGACUUCAAUAUUUUGUGGUCAUGGGGGGGAGACUGACCAGAAGGUGUCUUUCCGCUUUUUGGUCCAACUAACUAGUCAUUUGCUCCACAUUGGGAGGAGCUCUGGAUGGGACCGGGGUGCGGGAUCUAAAGGGGUUAAAAAUGGAAAGACAAAGGAACAACUCCGACGUGGACUUCCCCCAAGAGGAAUUACCCAUCAACUUUAUCCAACCCUGCGCAAAGUAGUCCAAAGGAAACCUCUCAGGAGAACUACGCUAACCAACCAAUCAGACGAUUUCCAUCUAAUUUGCUACUUGUACAGACACAAAGAUGAAUGGAUGUACCAUUAUCAUUCCUACCUACGUAGGAAUAAAAUAAAAACUUUUAACGUAUCUUUAGAUUUCAUAGAAAAGCAGUUAUAUCGUGGACACCUACCCGAAGUAACUUCCCUAAAUCCGUCGAAAAUUGUUCAAAGGAAUCUUCAUCUGUUACUGAACAGAACGUACACCGUUUAUGGGAGGGAGAAACAUUAUCGGGGUGUCUACUACCCUAUCGUAAAAAAAACCACCAUCAAAGGGGGUCACGUUAUGCUGAUUAGGGCUCUCAACCACAAAAAAGAAAAAGGACCGAACAUGACAGAAGCAGUGAACAUAGCAAUGAAACCGACUUCUGCUAACCAAGUUAAGUACUGGAGAAGAGCCAGACGCAUUGCCUACGCCUACUGCGCAUCCUUAAUGCAGAUGCAAAAUCAACGUUGUAGUAGCAGGCAAUGCAGGCGAAAGACCGAGCAUGUUCUUAUCCUGCUGAACGAUACAUUCCACCUGCCUUCAAUGAGGAAGAAAUACUACCUAUUGUGCAGAAAGUACCACUUUAAUUACGCGCAGAUUUACCUGAAGGCGCCCCUGAACAUGUGUUUAGAACGAAAUCGCCGCAGAAAAAAAUUCAAGCCAAUAGAAGACAAAACGAUUGUGCGGAACCACUUUUAUCAACAGAAAUAUGCCGUGCAGUUUAGGAGGGAAAAUCAAACGAUAUCGCCGAACCGGAUUACCGUUGUACGUGGGGGUAGAAAGUGGCAGAAGGAAGUUUUCUCCAUUCAAGUGGAUUCCUCAGCUCAGCAAAAGCUUACAGAUGCACUGCGUCUCAUCUAUAGCCAUUUGGAUGAAUUCAGAAAUCAAGCCAAAGGGAAACAGACUCACAUUGUUCAGGAAAUAAAGCGGGAUAAUCCUCCAAACCGCUUGGAUAUGUUAAACCUCAUGAUUAACAAGAUAAUUCACGAGAAGUUGAAGUCACUCCCGAAUGAACGGAAGAAUCAAUGUGCCAAAAAAUUCCGCGUAAUUAAACUGAGGCUCUUAAAAGAAUGCAGAGAUGGUAAAGAUUAUUCCAUGAAGGACCUCGAUAGUAUGUUUGACGUGGAGUAG